AUGUUGUUCUCUUCCGGGUCCCAGUGCGACCCUCUCCACAGCAAGGGCGACCCCUGCGCCGGCGUCGGCAUCCUCGGCAUCGCCUGGGCCUUCGGCGGCAUGAUCUUCGUCCUCGUCUACUGCACCGCCGGCAUCUCCAGUGGCCACAUUAACCCGGCGGUGACGUUCGGGCUGUUUCUGGCGAGGAAGGUGUCGCUGAUACGGGCGGUGAUGUACAUGGUGGCACAAUGCUUGGGGGCAAUUUGCGGUGUGGGGUUGGUGAAGGCGUUUCAGAAGUCUUACUACACAAGGUACGGCGGCGGGGCAAAUUCUCUUAACGAUGGCUACAGCGCCGGCACCGGAUUGGGCGCGGAGAUCAUCGGAACUUUCGUGCUGGUUUACACCGUCUUCUCCGCCACCGACCCCAAGUUGCAAUCGCUCACCACUGUCGCUCUAUUCAAAUCUAAAACCAAGGCUGCUCCUACGAAGGCUCCUCCACCAAAGCCCAAAGUUGAGGACAAUAUCUUUGGAACAUCGAGAGGGAUUGGUUUCACCAAGCAAAAUGAGCUCUUCGUGGGGCGUGUCGCCAUGAUUGGCUUCGCUCCCCUUCCAAUUUUAUAUAUGGCUGGUGCAGGCAUCUUUGCUGGGGGAGCUCUAAUAGGGAAGGGAAUUCUAUCCCAAUUGAAUCUGGAAACUGGAAUCCCAAUCUACGAAGCCGAGCCGCUCCUCCUCUUCUUCAUCCUCUUCACUUUGUUGGGCGCCAUCGGAGCGUUGGGUGACAGAGGACGCUUCGUUGACGACGAAGAGCCCACGGGACUCGACAAGGCCGUCAUCGCCCCCGGCAAAGGCCUCAGGGGCGCUUUGGGCCUCCGUGAAGGAGGGAUUCUGUUCGGAUUCACAAAGUCAAACGAGCUGUUCGUGGGGAGAUUGGCGCAGCUGGGGAUUGCCUUCUCGCUGAUUGGGGAAGUGAUAACAGGGAAGGGAGCACUGGCGCAGCUCAACAUUGAAACCGGGAUUCCCGUCAACGAGAUCGAGCCGUUGGUGUUGUUCAAUGUCCUGUUCUUCUUCAUUACUGCAUUGAACCCUGGCACUGGCAAGUUCGUCACCGAUGAAGGCGAAGAUUAG
Messenger RNA from Linum tenue, 1104 nucleotides. NCBI's taxonomy places the organism in Eukaryota, Viridiplantae, Streptophyta, Magnoliopsida, Malpighiales, Linaceae. The record is from the annotation of a GenBank genome assembly.